Molecule: messenger RNA, 529 nt
Organism: Epinephelus lanceolatus (giant grouper)
Lineage: Eukaryota; Metazoa; Chordata; Actinopteri; Perciformes; Serranidae
Source: RefSeq, a predicted model, not a curated record
AUGUGUGACGUAUACAGAGUUUCCUCCUCUGUUAAAGUGGAGCAGAUGGAGGCAGAUCUGUUGCGUCAACUCUCCUCGCUCAGGGCGGAGAUUGAGGAGAGUGGAGUUCCUCAAGAAGCAGUACCCUCCAGAUGUUACAGUUCGGUUCUGCCUCCAAAAGAUAUUUCCUUCUUCCGUGUGGAGAGGGAACACACACUGAGGAGAGGGCUUCAGGUGGCUGAAGCUUUGCCACUUCAGUCUCAGGCAGACGUCAUGCAGAGAGAGCUGGAUAGCUGCUUGAGCCUAGAGUACACUCCUGACAGUCUUCCCCCACUGCUGCACCAGUUCUACACCGACAGAUCGUAUCACCUGGCUCAGAUCAAAUAUCUGCUCAUGCUGAGAUGGAGAAGAUUCUGCCGCCACACCAGCGUCAUUGAAACGCAUUAUCCUCAUUACAAGGUGACAAAAUAAGUCUCAUUUUGCCAGCACUUAAAAAUGACACAUCAAGACAGGAGGGUUUCUUCUUGCAGCUUAUUAUCCUUACAGUUCA